Messenger RNA from Lachancea fermentati, 618 nucleotides. Lineage: Eukaryota; Fungi; Ascomycota; Saccharomycetes; Saccharomycetales; Saccharomycetaceae. The record is from the annotation of a GenBank genome assembly.
AUGUCAGACCCAAGUUCCAUCAAUGGUGGUGUUGUAGUCGCAAUGGUCGGCAAAGACUGUGUUGCAAUUGCGUGUGAUUUAAGACUGGGAAGUCAAUCCCUGGGGGUUGCGAACAACUUUGAAAAGAUAUUCCAUUACGGUCAUGUAUUUCUUGGCCUAAGUGGUCUUGCUACAGACGUUACCACGCUCUCUGAAGUAUUCAGAUACAAGACAAAUCUCUAUAAAUUGAAAGAGGAAAGACACAUCGAACCUGAAACAUUCACGCAGCUUGUAUCAAGUACGUUGUAUGAAAAGAGAUUUGGCCCAUACUUUACUGGCCCAGUUGUCGCAGGUAUCAACUCCAAAACGGGAAAGCCCUACAUCGCUGGUUUUGAUCUCAUUGGUUGCAUUGACGAGGCCAAGGACUUCGUAGUUAGUGGUACAGCAUCUGACCAACUAUUCGGUAUGUGUGAAUCGCUUUACGAGCCUGGCUUGGAACCAGAAGAUUUAUUUGAAACCAUAAGUCAAGCACUGCUAAAUGCGGUUGAUCGUGAUGCAAUUUCUGGCUGGGGUGCUGCGGUGUACAUUAUAACAAAGGACAAAGUUGUCAAAAGAUACCUGAAAACAAGACAGGAUUAA